Molecule: messenger RNA, 1575 nt
Organism: Chironomus riparius
Lineage: Eukaryota; Metazoa; Arthropoda; Insecta; Diptera; Chironomidae
Source: the annotation of a GenBank genome assembly
AUGAGGUUUCUUGCUUUACAUCUAAUACUUACAGUUUUAAUCAUUAAUUCUGUAAGUUCUGCAGAUAUUUUGGCGAUUUUUCCGAUUGCUUCAGUUUCACAUAAUGCAGUCUAUGGAGCAUUAACAGAUGAGCUUGUUGCUCGAGGUCAUCGACUGACAAUAAUCACAACAACGCCCAAAUAUAAGAAAACUAAUCCAAAUGUUGUGGAAAUUGACUUUAGUUUCCUGCAUGAAGUUUUGGGAAAAUUGAUGGAUUUCAAUAAAUGGAAAGAAGCUCAAUUAGACGAAGUAGCAAUGCUUGGGAUGUGGACAAAUAUUCUUGAACAUUAUUACGAACAACAGUUAAAGCAUCCAACAAUCCAGGAAAUGAUUAAAAAUAAGGAUAAAUUCAAGUUUGAUGCAAUUAUUGUUGAAUUCAUGAAUCAAGUUCCAUGGCAGGCAUUUGCAUCGAUUUUUAAUGCACCAGUCAUUGGAAUCUCAUCGCUUGAUAUGAUGUCUGAGUACCACAGACUACAUGGCAAUGUCUUCAAUCCAAUUCUGCAUCCAGAAGUAAUUUUUCCAUUUUAUGAAAACUUGACUUUCCUCCAACGUGUCCGUAUUGUGCGUUAUCAUGCAUACUAUGAGCUUUACUACAAGCAUGUUUAUAAUCGAAUUUUUGAUAAGCUUAUCAAGCGUCAUUUCGGUGAGAUAAGAUUCCCAGUUGAUCAAUUGAAUGCAAUUGGUGAGGUCUUGCUGGUUAAUGUUCAUCCAGCAUUGGGACAUGUCAGGCCAGUUCUCCCAACAACUGUGCAACUUGGUUUCAUGCACAUUAAGGAACCAAAAGAGAUUAUUGAAGAGAAUAUUAAGCAGUUUUUGGAUUCAUCAACAAGACCAAUUAUCUACAUGUCACUUGGUUCCAUGGUCAAAUCAUCACAGAUUAGUGAAGCUACUUUGAAAGUGUUUAAAGAAGCUUUUGGUGAACUUCCAUAUGAUGUAAUGUGGAAAUAUGAAAAUGAGGAAAUGGAAGGCAAACCAGACAAUGUUUUCGUAUAUCCUUGGUUCCCUCAAGCUGAUCUAUUGGCACAUGAGAGAGUUAAGUUGUUCAUUACUCAAGGAGGUCAACAAUCAAUGGAAGAGUCAAUUGAUCGAGGUGUCCCACUUAUAGUCAUUCCAUUUGCUGUAGAUCAAAAUGCUAAUGCACUUCGGGUUCAAAAACUCGGCAUUGGAGUCUCCUUAGACAUUUCAACAAUCACAAAAGAGAAGCUUAAAACAGCAAUUGAAGAAGUUAUGACUGGUGACUACAAAAAUAAUGUCAAGAAGCUCCGUGAUGUCGUUAACGAUACACCAAUGAAGCCUGUUGAUAAAGCAGCAUGGUGGGUUGAAUAUGUCGUAAGACAUGGUGGAACAUUGCAUUUGGACUAUGCUGGACGUCAUGUUCCAUUUUGGAAGUAUAUGAUGCUUGACAUUAUUGGAAUUGUUGUUUUAAGUUUUCAUGUAGCUUUGAAAAUUUUAAAAUUAGCAUUAGGAUGGCUGAAAUCUAGAAAAGUUCAAAAACUUAAGGAAAAGAAAAAACUCAAAAAAGGGAAAAAUGAAUAA